This is a messenger RNA of Linderina pennispora, 1908 nucleotides long. RefSeq lists its product as uncharacterized. The record is from RefSeq and is a predicted model, not a curated record. The transcript has 4 exons. Lineage: Eukaryota; Fungi; Kickxellomycota; Kickxellomycetes; Kickxellales; Kickxellaceae. The coding region runs from base 1 to 1908 and encodes 635 amino acids.
AUGUCUCGCAACAAGCACCCUGUCCCCAUGGGUGGUGCAUCCAUCAACCCUGCUGCUGCGACGGAUUCGCAUGUGGCAGGCGCAUUCAGUGAAUGCGCCCCGCCGGCCGAUGCUCACAACUCUGCCUCUGCAGAUUGUGAGCUUCCCAUAGCAGGUGGCGCUUUUACACUGGUGACCCGCGACACCAGGCGCUCGGCCAAAAGCGCACAGACUCGUGAUCACCCACGUAGCUCGGCUCACAGCUCAGCCACCUCAACGGCCCCUCACUUGCUGGCAAGUGCGGAGAGCCGCUAUCCAGUCGAUGAAAAUGGGACCGAUCCUGAUGAAGCAGAGCUCAUGGAUUGGGCGGAUGAGGGAGUAGCCGCCAGUGCUCUCGCAGGUACCACGGAUCCACCAACUGAGGCUCAAACGUAUGCAGGUGCAGCUGGAGCUCACCGUAGACGUUCUCGCGGCUCUCGCCGCAAUGCCAACUGCAACACUGGGCAAAGCCAGCCCCAGACGCGUUGCCCGUCGGCCAAAAUGGUCGCGGAGAAGGAGGAGUAUGCGGCGCUGGAGAACUCAGCGACAAUCUAUGUCCCGUUGGCAAACACGUUCCCCGACCGAGUCAUGCAGGUUGAAGCUCACGUCUUUGCUGCACUCGGACGUCCCGCGGUACACCCCAACCAUAAGGACUACCCGAUCUUUUCAUUCACAAGGUCUGCCGACAAGAUUGGUGUGACGCUGCAUAACUUGGAUGAUGCAGUUCUCCAACAUCCUGGCUACAGCGCCUUACAAAAUCCGUGCUGCCCUUCGCCCCUAUGGAGUCGUUACCCACUUGGAGCCGAUUUAUAUCAACCAUCGCCACCUUGGCGACUAGGAGAUGCUUCUCCAUAUCCCAGCCGGCAUCCAGUUCCCAUUCCUAUCCUGCAUGGCGAAUAUGCCAGCAUGGCAUGUCAGCGCUGCCUGGAAAUCAAUCCAGACAAUUGUCAUUGCGAGGGCUCAAUUCGCCAUCUUGCCCGGCCCAGCAUCUACGAUGAUCUGACUGAUGAAGAAAUGGAAGAGGAGUACAUGGCCAUUAGCAGCUGUGGUACUUCUGCUGACAAGAUCACUGACCUGCAUAUGGAUGAGCCUGCACAUACGCAGCCCCAGCAGUCAGCCUCGGCCCCCUCUGGCCGCAAGCAUGUCACUUUCAACGCAGCCUCUCUUGCAGCCACUGCUGCAAUCGACCAGACGGCUACUAACCUCAACACUGCGCCGACGGCUACUACCGCCGCUCUGGCUGCCUCACACUACAACACUGCGCCGACGACCCCUAGGGCCGCUCUGGCUGCCACACCUACCCACCCUGCCUCCACGACUAUGCCUUCAUCGGCUGCAGUUGUGUCUGAGGUCCCACAGACUGAAGACGUUGACGAAGCACAGCUUCUCCAUGAGCAGUCGCUCUCUGUCUUUGAUGACGAUUUCACCCCUGGCUCGGACAACGGCGAGGGCUUUGCAGAUUCUGAGGAUGAUGAUGAAGCUCACCCCGCAUUGCCUCUGUCAGACAGUAUGAGAAUGAAUGACGAUUCAACCCCUGACUCUGUAGAUACUCGCAGAGGCAUACAGCCCCGCAGACAGCAACCACCACGGCAGGCUCGCACAAAAUCCCAGCAGGGCCGCUCAGGCUCGCAUGCUACGAUGUCUAAUUGGGGAGAUUAUUCAAACCAUGAAGACUUAGCGGCAAACUCAGUAGGUCCACCUCUGCAUUCAUCCUCAUCAGGCAGUGCUUCUCUGCCAGCUCCAGCCUUAUCUCUCAUUCCUGAUGCAUUUUCUUCUGCUCUCAGCCCCGACGCUGCAAAUGACAGUGACAACGAACCAGUCCAUGAUGUCUCUGAUACUCACGACGCUCCUUACCUCGAUUCAGCUGCCAACAGUGAUGCCUCUCCAUAG